UACUUCAAUUUUGUCAAAACCCUCGUGGGAAGAGGAAGCCGCGCGCCAAACUCGCUUUUGCUUGGGCUGAGAACUUCACAUUCUCUCCUUCCGUGUGUCUAUAAUUGUGGAGUGAUCAAGUUGAAGUUGAAGUUGAAGUAGCAGCUCUAGCAUUGGUUAUUCUGCAUUUGAGAUUUUAAGAAAUUGAACAUUCUAUGGGUCCUCGGCAAUGUCAGGUCUGCAAUGAAGCACCAUCCAAAUAUAAAUGCCCCCUAUGCCUUGUUCCUUACUGCUCUCUGGUUUGUUUCAAGAAACACAAAGAAGUGCCCUGUGUUAAGCCUGUGUCUGCAGAGGACCAAUCAAUUGCUCCUAAUGGAUCACCUGUAGAUAGGCCAGUAUUUGUUGGAGACCAGAAUGAAGUACUAGAAAAGGCGCAGCUAGAGGCUAUUGCUUCUUCCUCAGAAGUACGCAAUACUUUGAAUGAUGAAAAACUCCGUAGCCUCAUCUGUGCCAUUGAUAGCUCACCAGAUCCAGAAAUUGAGCUUGAUAAAGCUAUGGAAGAUGAAGCAUUUCGCAUACUAAGCAGCAAGAUAUCAUCGAUCAUCGGCUCCUAGCCCUGGUGGUCACAGAUGGAGGGGAAAAAAGUUGUCCAAGAUAUAUAUAUAUGUAUGAUCAAUGGGACAUUUCUGCCUCAUUGCCUUAGGUGCUCGGCUCCGAAGAUGCUGAAAUCAAGGACAAGGAUGCAACGGUUAACAGAAUGAAGUAUGCUGGGAUUGACCAUCCAAGAGCGUAGCUAUGAUAUGUUUGAUGGUGAUAAAUGUUCUAAGUUCAGCAAUGAUAUAUAAUUGUCUUUUUUUCUUUUUUGCUCUCCCUGCAGACUCCUUUUAAUGAUCUACCAGUGGAAAAACUCUACACGGGAAAAUGCCACUUUGAGAGGAUCAACCAAAGCUGUUUGUUUAAUGCUUUCUGGACUUAUUAGUUUGUAGAAAGACAUGUUUUUGACAAAAGGAUAGCAAUGUUUUUUUCCU
Messenger RNA from Cucurbita pepo subsp. pepo (vegetable marrow), 1007 nucleotides. Its product is annotated as HIT-type Zinc finger family protein. The record is from RefSeq and is a predicted model, not a curated record. Gene Ontology annotation, cellular component: pre-snoRNP complex; nucleus. Gene Ontology annotation, biological process: box C/D snoRNP assembly; maturation of LSU-rRNA from tricistronic rRNA transcript (SSU-rRNA, 5.8S rRNA, LSU-rRNA); snoRNA localization. Lineage: Eukaryota; Viridiplantae; Streptophyta; Magnoliopsida; Cucurbitales; Cucurbitaceae.